AUGACUGGCAUCCAAGGGUAUAAUUUGGGCGAAAUAAAUUGCAAAGCAGCUUUUACGUCUGAAUUUGCACUUGAUUAUGAUGGACCUUUGCAGAAUGUGGUCAAUAUGCAAGAGCAAGAGCGGAGGCAGAUGGAUGAUCGGCCUGGCAUGUAUCUGAAAUACUUGCCUUGUCGAUAUGAUGCGGUUACUGGAAGCCUUUUGGUCGGUGGUGGAUAUCUGUUCGAUUCACAGGACCAUGUGAAAGAGUACGUGGACUGGACUACCCAUACCUUUGAAGUGGGUGAAGGUGAGACCAAGUCCAAAUUUUGGAGUCGGCCAUUAUUCAAGGACGUAAAACAUCGGUGCUGGGAUGUGAUCGGAGCCUGCAACUUCACCUUACCUGAUCAGCAUGACGUCAUUCGAUUUCAACGUUGGACGUACAGCGAAGAAGGCGCGGCCGAUGCGGCCACUUUACUGAAGAAAAUGUAUCCCAAAAUCCGUGAUACGGCAAAAAAGCAAGGCUCAGGCGCAAUUUGGCUGUUAAUUCGUCCAUCAGAUCAGCUUAUUGGGCUUGUUACAGCCUCAUCCAGGACCAAUAGCGACUCCCACAUGACUGGCUAUCGAUCUAUUGCUGACCUGGAGCGUCAGCCUCCCUUCGACGAACACUUUCCUUCCAAUCUCCGUUAUGCUUUGGUUUAUGACCGGAUAAGCUUUCUGUUAACUAUCUGGCUACCCCUUUCUCGCAGGGCUGGUGGCGUGCCCCAAGUGACGCCUAACUUUCCCCUCCUGCCAGCCGUAACACUUCCGCCGCAGACCACCUAG
Penicillium lagena is the source of this 801-nucleotide messenger RNA. RefSeq lists its product as uncharacterized. Bases 1 to 801 code for a protein of 266 amino acids. The record is from RefSeq and is a predicted model, not a curated record. Lineage: Eukaryota; Fungi; Ascomycota; Eurotiomycetes; Eurotiales; Aspergillaceae. The transcript has a single exon.